Messenger RNA from Microdochium trichocladiopsis, 877 nucleotides. Its product is annotated as metalloprotease 1. The transcript has a single exon. The record is from RefSeq and is a predicted model, not a curated record. The coding region runs from base 49 to 786 and encodes 245 amino acids. Gene Ontology annotation, molecular function: metallopeptidase activity. NCBI's taxonomy places the organism in Eukaryota, Fungi, Ascomycota, Sordariomycetes, Xylariales, Microdochiaceae.
UCCUGCGGCGCCAAAGCAGGCGCGGCCUUCAUCGCCAUCUCGGACAAGAUGAGCGCCCAAGAAGCGGCCGAGGCGGACGACCUGACCGCGCAGGCCGCAGCGCCGAACCGCAACAUCACGGUGCCCCUGUACUUCCACAUCAUUGCGGCCUCGGACAGCGCCGCGGACGGCUACGUGCCGCAGUCCCUCGUCAACGCGCAGCUCAAGGCCAUGAGCGACGCGUACAACCCGCAGGGCGUCUUCUUUGACUACAAGGGCGCCGAGUGGACCAUCAACACGACGUGGGCGGCGGGCGAGGACGAGCACGGCAUGGGCGUGAAGCUGCGCAAGGGCGGGUACAACGCGCUCAACAUGUACUUCCUCGCCUCGCUGCCCGACAACCUGCUCGGCUACUGCUACUUCCCCGUCACGCCCAAGCCGCUGCCCGGCAGCAACAACUUCAUCGUCGACGGGUGCCGGCUCGUGUCGUGGACGAUGCCCGGAGGCUCGCCGGGCGGGCCGUACAACGCCGGCGCCACGGCCGUGCACGAGGCGGGCCACUGGUUCGGCCUGAUGCACCCGUUCGAGGGCGCCUCGUGCACCGGCCGCAACGACUACGUCAAGGACACGCCCAUCCAGUCGACGCCCAGCUUCGGCUGCCCCGUCAACAAGGACUCGUGCCCCGGCAAGAUCGGCGUGGACAACAUCCGAAACUUUAUGGACUAUUCGGACGACACGUGCUACACGGGCUUCACCAAGGGCCAGAGGAAGCGGCUCCGGAAGAUCUGGAAGGCGUUCCGCAAGUAGGCCGAAUGCAGAGGUAGAAUGAUAGGGUGGCGGGGCGGAUCUCUUCGUUGUACAUGGCUUUAUUGCACGGGGUUGUCUUUUCGUAGUCGAG